AUGAAGCAAACAACACGAAUCAAUUCUAGAGCUCACUCUUCGGCUUAUGCACUUGUUUGUUGCUUGGCUGUAUCGACAUGCAAUGCGUUUCAAGCUUCCCAACCGGCGACAGCUUUGGGGUCGGUUUCGAGUUCUUCGACUGCCAGAACCACGGCUCUUCAUGCUGCGAGCAGGAGAGAAGCUGCUCCGGCAGAAGGAAAAACAGAAUCCAAGAAAGGAGCAAGAAAGUGGAGUGGAUCAAGAGUGAAAGUAAAUGCAAGUGCAAAUGCAAAUGAAUCCACGGCUGCUUCUACAAUAGGGACUCGGAGAAUGAAGAAGAAAUCACACCCAAAUGACUACCUAAUGAUGACAGAUGCACUGAUGCACGACCUUCUCACGAGAGAGGAAGAGAGAGAACUAGGGAUGAAAAUACGACGGGCGUCAAAGGCAAUGGCCAAAGUAACAAAAUUCGCAGAGAUGAAGCAAUUGCGACUGCAGGAGUCGAACAUGGAACAAGAAGCAUACUCCAAUGAAUUCAUCUCAGAAAUGCAAAUUGAUCAAUAUCCAAGUUUGGGACUGGAUGAAGAAGACAUCGAGGGGCUUUCUAUUUUUGGUGUACAUUGCAAUCGCCUUGAAGAAAUGGAUGCUCGAAGUCUAAGUGGCAUGGACGAUGAUAUCGAAGGCUGGAAUUUUCAACGACUCCGAGAGACAGAUUUCGACAUUUUGGGAAUUGAUCAGUCGUCGUCAUUUCAACCCAACUCCAGCCCGCUAUCAAUAGACAAAAUUUUGACAGAAGAAGAUGUCGUAGCAGAAUUGAAUAUUGCUGGUGGUCGGGAUGAAUUGGCACGAAUUAUUCUUGAUGGUGCUCUGGCAAAAGAAAAGCUGAUUAGCAGUAAUAUACGUCUAGUCCUCAGCAUUGCAAAGACUUGGUGUCAACGAUCCACUGCAGUGUCAGGUAAUGCGCAAUAUGCAGGCGGUUGGGACAGACCGAGUCUCGAAGAAGCAAUCCAAGAGGGUAUUUUGGGUCUUUCCAUAGCUGCAGAUCGCUUUGAGCCUGAGCGCAACCUAAAAUUUGCAACGUAUGCUACUUGGUGGGUAACAAACUCAGUUCGCAGCUGUUUCAACACCGCCAAGGAAGUUGGUCUUCGUGUCCCCGUGUAUUAUCACGCCUAUCGACAGAAGUAUCAAGCGUUCGUCAAGCAGCAAUACGACCUGACUGGCGAAGGAGUCACACUUGAAGAUGCGGCCAAGGAACUUGACCUUACACCUAAGCGACUUGCCUUCAUUCUACAGUCAACUACCUCACCAAUUUCGAUCAAUGCUCCGCCAAAUCAAUUUCAAAAGGUUUCGAUGCCCGGAAAAGCAGGUGGCGAAGAGGCCUCCAAUGAUCUCUUAGGAAUGGCGGCCAACCUCAAAUCUCCCGAGCCGUCACUAGAAGACCAAAUCGAAAUUUCUUUGCUGCGUCAGUGUCUAGAAAACGCGAUGGCUACUGAACUAUCCCCACACGAACGGGAUAUCCUUCGACUACGUCAUGGACUGGACGACGGGGUAUCAAGAACAGCACGGGAGGUAGCCGAAAUAUGUGGAGGGAGUGUGAGUCUGACUGAUAUACGCAAUGUUGAGAUGAGGGCGUGUCGUAAGCUCCGGUCGCCAUAUUCAGUACAUACAGCUCGACUUCAUGACUUUCUCGACUUUGUUGGUGCUGAUAUGACAACGGCGAAGAACUAG
Cylindrotheca closterium is the source of this 1707-nucleotide messenger RNA. NCBI's taxonomy places the organism in Eukaryota, Bacillariophyta, Bacillariophyceae, Bacillariales, Bacillariaceae. The record is from the annotation of a GenBank genome assembly.